Aegilops tauschii subsp. strangulata is the source of this 842-nucleotide messenger RNA. Its product is annotated as large ribosomal subunit protein uL10c. Lineage: Eukaryota; Viridiplantae; Streptophyta; Magnoliopsida; Poales; Poaceae. The record is from RefSeq and is a predicted model, not a curated record.
CUCUCGCAUCGCCGCCCCCCAGAACCCCCGUCGCCGCCGCCGCCGCCGCCGCCGCCACCGCCGACUAUGACGUCCGUGCGCAGCGCCGCUGGGGUCGCGCUGCCGCCGAUCCGCCUGGCGGUGGAGCGGGCGCGCCAGGAGGCGCUCCGGCGCGAGCUGGAUGGGUGCCAGCUCCUCGCGGGCAUCUGGUGCCACGGCUUCACGGUGGCGCAGCUCCGCAGCAUCCGCGCGUCGCUCCCCUCCACGGCGCGGCUGCUGGUCGCCAAGAACUCGGACCUCGCGGCGGCGGUCGAGGGCACGCGCUGGGAGUCGCUCCGCCCCUGCGCCCGCGGCAUGAACGCCUGGCUCUUCGUGCGCUCCGACGAGAUCCCGCCGGCGCUCCGCCCCUACCGCGACUUCCAGAAGGAGUGGCGCCUCCAGCUCAACGACUUCACCGGCGCCGUCUACGAGGGCCGCCUCUACGGCCCCGACGACUUCGCACAGCUCGAGGCCAUGCCCACCAGGGUGCAGUCCUACCAGUACCUCCUCGGGUGCCUCCAGAUGCCCGCCGUCUCCGUCCUCGCCGCCCUCCGCGCGCGCCAGGAGGCCAUGGCGCAGGCCGAGCAGCCGCCUGCCGAGGAGGCGGCUCCUGCUCCGGCGCCGGAGCAGUGAUCCCUCCAUCGACGCCGAGGUUUCUCAGUUACACCUGCAGCUUAAAAGCUGCUCCUUUAUUGUUUUUGCACAUUUUGAAUUCAGUGUAGUAGAGAACACCCACAAAAUCAUCAUAAGGAUGCAUUGCUCUGAUGUAUCAUCUUUUCAUGAACUGAAUUUCAAAUGGGAAGAAAUGUGAUGUUCAACUGCCA